AUGCCCAUCAUGAAGCUUCUCCUGGCAGUCAUCCUAUUUCCGUUUUGCGCCUCCGUUGUUACGGAUGUCGGAACCAAUACCUCGGAGGACUUGGGAACUCGCCAGCUGCUGCAGGAGGUCGCUCCCGCAGCCCGGGCUUCGGAUGCACCACCGAGGGCCGGGCUCUCGUACCUUCUCAAGGGCCUUGGUCCGGUCAGCCAUGUGGCAGUUGGCGAGGUUGGAUCGUGGAAACCCGAGUGCGGUAGCUCAUAUGGCCGGAGUGCGGUCGUCCGAAGCAUCCAGAAACAUGUCAAAGCGCUAGCGAAACGACCCGGAAACUGCUAUGUCGAGGCAAGAACAUGCGUGAAGCUGGCUUGUUCCUUCGAGGGGGCUAUCACGUGGUGCAACGACGGCGUGAGAGCCAUAUCCCGGCCCUGCGGUGACAUCGCCAAAGAUGCGAAGCGCGUCAUGACUCGGUGCAAGCGCGGGUAUGAGAAACUCAAAAUGGCCUGGACGCGCGGGCAGAAUUGGCAGGCAUGCAUCGAUUCAUAG
Messenger RNA from Thermothielavioides terrestris NRRL 8126, 531 nucleotides. RefSeq lists its product as uncharacterized. Bases 1 to 531 code for a protein of 176 amino acids. NCBI's taxonomy places the organism in Eukaryota, Fungi, Ascomycota, Sordariomycetes, Sordariales, Chaetomiaceae. The transcript has 3 exons. The record is from RefSeq and is a predicted model, not a curated record.